UCCAGGCUCUGCAGCCCCUCCUCUCUCGGCCUCCGCCACGGGGCUGGCGCCUCCCCGCGUCGCCCGGACGGUCUCGUGCAGGCGGCUGCGGACGCUGGUGGCCGCCGGAGCUGCAAGAGACCCGCGCAUCGCGGGGACUCAGGGUCGGCCAGGGAACAGCGACCUGCCUUCCCCAGCAGCCAGGCUGUGCUGGGCAAGAUGGGGCCCGGCUCUCCGCGCGCGCUCGUCCUUCUCCUGCUGCUCCUCGCCCGCCCCGGAGCGCGGGCUUCCCAGAGCUGUCUCAAUAAACAGCAGCUCCUGACAACCAUCCGCCAGUUGCAGCAGCUGCUGAAGGGCCAGGAGACCCGCUUCGCUGAAGGCAUCAGAAACAUGAAGAGUCGGCUGGCUGCGCUGCAAAACACUGUGAGCAAAGUCGCCCCAGAUGCGCCUCCAGUUUCCUGCCCUGCUCUGGACGCCCCUCCCGAUGGCAAGAAGUUCGGAAGCAAGUACUUGGUGGACCAUGAAGUCCAUUUUACCUGCAACCCUGGGUUCCGGCUGGUUGGUCCCAGCAGUGUGGUGUGUCUUGCUAAUGGCACCUGGACUGGAGAAAAGCCCCAUUGCAGAGACAUCAGGGCAUGCUCCAGCCAGCCUUGUCACAACGGUGGGACGUGUGUGGAAGGAGUCAACCAGUACAGAUGCAUCUGUCCUCCAGGAAAAACUGGGAACCGCUGUCAGCAUCAGACCCAGGCUGCGGCCCCCGAGGGCGGCGUGGCCGGCGACCCCGCCUUCAGCCGCGCGCCGCGCUGCGCGCAGGUGGAGCAGGAGCAGCACUGCAGCUGCGAGGCGGGAUUCCACUUGAGCCGCAUGGCCGGCGGCGACAGCGUCUGCCAGGAUGUGAAUGAGUGUGAGAUCUACGGGCAGGAAGGACGCCCCCGGCUCUGUAUGCACGCCUGUGAGAACACCCCUGGCUCCUACCGCUGUACCUGCCCCAGUGGAUACCGGAUCCUGGCUGAUGGGAAGAGCUGUGAGGAUGUUGAUGAGUGUGUGGGUCCACAGUCCAUGUGCCCCCAAGGGACCACAUGCAUCAAUACUGGAGGAGGUUUCCAGUGUGUCAGCCCCGAGUGCCCCGAGGGCAGCGGCAACAUAAGCUACGUGAAGACAUCUCCCUUCCAGUGUGAGCGAAGCCCCUGUCCCAUGGAUAGCAGGCCAUGUCGCCACCUGCCGAAGACCAUCUCCUUCCAUUACCUCUCUCUACCUUCCAACCUGAAGACACCCAUCACACUCUUCCGCAUGGCCACAGCCUCAGUUCCUGGCCAUCCUGGGCCCAACAGCCUGCGCUUUGGAAUUGUGGGUGGGAACAGCCGUGGCCACUUCGUAAUGCAGCGCUCAGACCGACAGACAGGGGAGCUCAUCCUUACACAGACCCUGGAGGGGCCUCAGACUCUGGAGGUAGAUGUUGACAUGUCAGAAUACCUGGAACGCUCCUUCCAGGCCAACCAUGUAUCCAAGGUCACCAUCUUUGUGUCUCGCUAUGACUUCUAAGGAUGCCAUGGCAGUCGGGGGACUGAGAUUUGAGAUCUGGGCUGAUUUCUCUUUCCCAAGGACACAACUGUAGGCAAGAGCUGCAAUGGUCAUUUCUCCUCUCUGUCAUGUUCCCAUCUACUUGGCCUGUUCACCCAGGCUGUUAGAGCAAUGUACUGUGCUCUGUCUCACGGGCUGGCACAGGGAAGCCAGAAAACAAACACUGUACCACCAUCACACUUCUUUUUUUUCUCUGCUUUAAGCCCCACUGUAGUUACCCGCUUUGGAGACAGAACAGACUCUCAGAAUGCUGUGUGAAUGACUGUGUGAGUUUGAAAUGAGCUGAGGUGGGGGAGGAGCUCGUAGUGCGUGUCUGAGACAAUGGCCAACUGUUCUGUGUUGAGGUUGCCAAGCUUGUUCUGACUGAGUAUGUUCUCACUCUGUUAAUGGUCUAAUACCCCUGUGAGCCUUCUUCUCAGGGGCAAAUAGGAGAGAGAGCCUGGUAACCCCAAGUGGAUCCUUCUAGAUCAAGGAGUCAACAUUAAAUCAUGGAUUCUGCCA
Molecule: messenger RNA, 2061 nt
Organism: Peromyscus californicus insignis
Lineage: Eukaryota; Metazoa; Chordata; Mammalia; Rodentia; Cricetidae
Gene: Fbln7
Product: fibulin 7
Exons: 8
Coding region: 199-1521 (440 amino acids)
Molecular function (GO): calcium ion binding
Source: RefSeq, a predicted model, not a curated record